This is a messenger RNA of Dracunculus medinensis (Guinea worm), 612 nucleotides long. The record is from the annotation of a GenBank genome assembly. Lineage: Eukaryota; Metazoa; Nematoda; Chromadorea; Rhabditida; Dracunculidae.
AUGCGUAAUGCUUCUAUUACUUUGCAUCAUUUAUGUUAUUAUUUAUUGUGCUUGUUUAUUUGGACUGAAUUUUAUUGCUGUUUUCCUUUUGGUUUAAUUAGAUGGUGCCUUUUGACUUUGCCUGUUUCGGCUGGGUAUAUUGUUAAUGGUUCUAGUGGUGAUAAUCCUUUAACUUAUCAUCAUUUAUCUUGGUUUUUUGGUCAUCCUGAGGUCUAUAUUUUGAUUUUGCCUGUUUAUGGUAUUGUUAGUUUGUAUUUGACUGGUAAGAAAGGAGCUUUUGGUUCUUUAGUGAAUUUUAGUAGGGAUUUGAGUGUUGAUGUUGGUGUUGUCAUUAGAGGUGUUGGAGUUAAGAGUAUUCAUUCUGACUAUACUGAAAAUAUAGGAUUUGGUUCUUAUAUGUUAUAUAGUGAGGAUAUGUCAUUAGGGGAUAUAGAUAAUCGUUGUUUUAUUCCUAGGAGAGUUAGGAUGGGUUUUUUGAUUGGUUCUGAAGAUGUUAUUCAUUCUUGGGCUUUACCUUAUGUUAUUGAUGCUGUUAAAAUUGAUGCUGCUGGGAGUGGUAUUUUUCGUGUACUUGUAAUAUUACAACAAAAAACAACAAAACAGCAUAACUAA